AAGGCCCAAACACAGCUUUGUUGGAGCUGAGCCGUCCAACCCAGCAGCUGCCAGACCCUACCUAGGACAGAGCGAGGGCUCCAGUGACGGCUCCACCAUCCCACCAGAGAAGACUGGCCACCAGCCAGAUACCCCUGCAACUCCAGCUCCUCCUCCGCGGUGCCAUGGCCUUCUCAGACCUCCUAGAGCGCGUGGGCAGCAUGGGCCCCUUCCAGUACCGGCACAUACUCCUGCUCGCCCUCCCGAUCCUUGGCAUGGCCAACCACAACCUGCUGCAGAUCUUCACAGCCACCACCCCUGCCCACCACUGCCGCCCACCCCCCAACGCCUCUGAGGGGCCCUGGAUGCCCUUCCUGGGCCCCAAUGGGAAGCCUGAGAAGUGCCUCCGCUUGGCGUACACGCCCAACACCAGCAUGCCCAACGCCACCCAGGUGACCACCGAGCCCUGCUUGGACGGCUGGGUCUACAAUGCCACCAGGGACACCAUUGUGACAGAGUGGGACCUGGUGUGCAGCUCUGCCAAGAUGAAGGAGAUGGCGCAGUCGGUCUACAUGGCAGGCAUCCUGAUCGGAGGCCUGGUGCUGGGGAAGCUGUCUGACAGGUUUGGCCGCAAGCCCAUCCUGACCUUCAGCUACCUCCUGCUGGCCACCAGCGGCUCAGGCACAGCCUUCAGCCCCAGCCUCCCCACCUACAUGGUCUUCCGCUUCCUGUGUGGCUUCAGCAUCUCAGGAAUUACCCUGAGCACCGUCAUCCUGAAUGUGGAGUGGGUGCCCACCUGGAUGCGGGCCAUCUCGUCCACAAUGAUCGGCUACUUCUACACCGUCGGCCAGUUCCUCCUGUCCGGCCUGGCCUAUGCCAUCCCCCAGUGGCGCUGGCUGCAGCUGACCGUGUCUGUGCCCUUCUUCGUCUUCUGCCUGCUGUCCUGGUGGGUCCCUGAGUCCAUCCGCUGGUUGGUGCUGUCUGGAAAGUUCUCAAAGGCCCUGCAGACACUGCAGGGCGUGGCCACCUUCAAUGGCAAGAAGGAAGAAGGGGAGAAGCUCAGCGUAGAGGAGCUGAAGCUCAACCUGCAGAAGGAUAUCGCCUUGGCCAAGACCAAGUAUGGUGCCAUGCACCUGUUCCGGAUCCCCAUCCUGCGCCGCAUGACUCUCUGUCUCUCGUUGGCCUGGUUUUCCACUGGCUUUGCCUACUACAGUUUGGCCAUGGGCGUGGAAGAGUUUGGGGUGGACAUCUACAUCCUCCAGAUCAUCUUCGGAGGGGUGGACAUUCCCUCCAAGUUCAUCACCAUCCUCUCCGUGAGCUACCUGGGCCGGCACAUCACCCAGGCCUCCACCCUGCUCCUGGGAGGAGGCACCAUCCUGGCUCUCAUCCUGAUGCCCGAGGACAUGCACAUCCUGAGGACAGCACUGGCUGUGUUUGGGAAGGGAUGCCUGUCAAGCUCCUUCAGCUGCCUCUUCCUCUAUACCAGCGAGCUCUACCCAACAGUCAUCCGGCAGACAGGCAUGGGCCUCAGCAACAUGUGGGCCCGCGUGGGGAGCAUGAUGGCCCCGCUAGUGAAGAUCACAGGCGAGGUGCACCCUGCCAUCCCCAACAUCGUGUACGGGACCAUGGCCCUGCUGGGGGGCAGCACCGCCUUCUUCCUUCCAGAGACCCUCAACCGCCCUUUGCCAGAGAACUUAGAAGACCUACAGCAGUGGUCCAAGCCAGCAAAGGAGACAAGGCUGGAGCUGGAAGCAGAGAAAGAGGCCCAGAAGAUACCUCUGAAGUCAGGCACACAGGGCGUAGGCCCCAGCUGAGGGAGAGGCCUGCCCUGCCCCGACACCGAUCCCACAGGGACCUGCCUGCCUGGGACCCUGCAGUGGGGCCUGGGUGGGUCUGUGCCCACACACACAGCCUUCUGAGGGUGCCGUGAGACCACCCACCUCCUCCCCCAGGGCCUCAGCCACUGCAGGCCCAGCCUCCCACCUGCCCCAGGCCCUGCUCUCCCUCUGGCCAAGCCUCUUCCCGAGGUCCCUGGCUCAGCCCUCAGACAGCGCCCUCUUCUUGCCCUCAACUCCUCUUUGGGAUGGGAAAUUUCAAUAAAUAGCAACAAGAGCUCAAGCAAGAA
Messenger RNA from Chinchilla lanigera (long-tailed chinchilla), 2104 nucleotides. RefSeq names its product solute carrier family 22 (organic anion transporter), member 8 (gene Slc22a8). Gene Ontology annotation, molecular function: transmembrane transporter activity. Gene Ontology annotation, cellular component: membrane. The record is from RefSeq and is a predicted model, not a curated record. Gene Ontology annotation, biological process: transmembrane transport. Lineage: Eukaryota; Metazoa; Chordata; Mammalia; Rodentia; Chinchillidae. The transcript has 11 exons. Bases 165 to 1793 code for a protein of 542 amino acids.